This is a messenger RNA of Penicillium alfredii, 1983 nucleotides long. Its product is annotated as Zn(II)2Cys6 transcription factor domain-containing protein. Gene Ontology annotation, molecular function: transcription cis-regulatory region binding; DNA-binding transcription factor activity, RNA polymerase II-specific; zinc ion binding. Gene Ontology annotation, cellular component: nucleus. Bases 1 to 1983 code for a protein of 660 amino acids. The record is from RefSeq and is a predicted model, not a curated record. Gene Ontology annotation, biological process: positive regulation of transcription by RNA polymerase II. The transcript has 6 exons. NCBI's taxonomy places the organism in Eukaryota, Fungi, Ascomycota, Eurotiomycetes, Eurotiales, Aspergillaceae.
AUGCCUGGGGUUCCCUCGAACAAGGCAUGUGAAAGAUGCAAGAAGAGGCACCUCAAGUGUGAUGAGACUCGCCCUAACUGCCAGCGAUGCACUACGGCGGGCGUGGACUGCCCGGGUUAUGUCCAAACCCGCAAAUUCAUUGAUCAGGGGGCGACCGUGAGACGUCGCUAUGCUCCAUAUCAGGACACACAUCCCAAGCCCAGUGUCGCAGCCCACACGGGAAAGACAACACUGCACCAUGAGUCAGAAUCAAUCCAGAAUAGAAUCUCACAGCCAGGAUCCCAUGAACAGUGCAUUCAAAAUUUCUCUGGGGAAGAGAACGAUAGCUCAACUCUCCACAUGCAGAUGGAAGAGACGCGACUAGACGUUACAGACAACCCCGUGAUGUCAGCCUCGUCAGAUUCCUCGAGCCGACCAGCUAUCUCAACACUUUACAAUCAACCACCGGUAUCCAGUGUAUCAGACAUUCCAUCGACCACAGAGAUUAACCGUGAUUCUGGCCUCGACGAGGCCAGUGGUUCCACCAGAAGUACCAUCCAAAGCUCCGUGUCACCAAACGCCGCGGAGACCAUUCCAUCAUUUGAAAAUGCAUACGACGUCAUUCCAGAUAAUCGACGCGAAUACCGGUUCCCGGUAUCUUCAAAGAGUCUGUCUCAGGGAAGUGAAAAGGAAGAAAUCCAAGAUAUCUUUUCGCAACUCAUGACAGGAACCGAGCACGAGAUUGCUUUUCUCAUUCGACAUUUUUCUGAGGUUCUAGGGCCCUGGGGAAUGUUCACGAGUCCCGCGACGAUGGAGAUGUAUCCGAAUGCCACUCAAGUCGACUGGUUCCUGAAGGCUGCCAAUUACUACUAUUUGACCGCUUCUGAGCUGAACAAUGCCACCUCUGAUGGCUAUACGACAGUCUCCAGCUCGGCCGUUUUAGAGCCACCUAUUGAGACGGUUUCUCGGUGGUUGCGCUCGCAAUCAAUCCAGGCUGGUCUCAAGCCGACAAGCACCGACUCUGCUGAUAUCUCCCUCUUACGGAGAACUGAAGAGAUGGUGGUGACAGUGGCGUUAUUGACAUUUUACCGGCUCUUGGAUGCCAAUGGAGACGAAUGGCAUAUGCAUCUAUCCGGCAUCAGAUCCCUUUUUGAUUGUCUAUUACAAGCGCAUGUAGCGCCAUCUGCCGUUUUCGCGCAUGGAAUCCGCGCAGCAUUCUGGAACUUUGCUCGACAGGACUAUCUUGGUUGUUAUUUUACCCGUCUUCCCACCCGCCUCGACCCGGGAAAUCUCCCUCUCUGGCGCGCAGCUGGGAUAUCCAUCGACGAACAAGAGGAAUUCCAUAUCAUUGCAAACGGGCCAAUCUAUUCGCCCCAGGAAGACCAAGCAGCCAAUGGUCUGAUCUGGCUUGUUUCCAAAGUCAUCAACUUUCUUGCCAAAUCCAAACAGUCGCAGCUUGCGCAAUGGGCCGCUGGAUUGCCUUCACCAGAUAUGGGAGGGACAUCCGAUAACACCGGCCAACCCCGUACCCAAACCCGACCACUUGGCUCAAGCUUUGCGUCGAGUUUCAGGCCUGGUUUGACGCCGUCCCGGAAACCCUCCGGCCCAGCCAACCACCAACUACCAUUCCCCGAGGUCUUUCACGGAUUAACCACCUGCGCUGUCGCCAUGCAGCACUAUCAUUUUGGGCGGCUUGCGCUACUCCUGAACCGACCGCCGGACGUUGUUAACGCGUCAAGUACGGCCUUUGACCGCCUUCAGGGGUAUAGAGAGGUCACAAAGGAGGUCGAGUAUCGUAGCCGGGAGGUGUGUGGCAUUGCGUUGGGGCGACCACAGGGUGGCGUGCGCAUCUACAUGAUCCCACUGCUAUAUGCUGUUGGACAGUGUCUGGAGACCCCCGAUGAGCACCGAAUCAUAGUGGACCUUCUGCGAGGCAUUGAAGCAGACUUGGGCUGGGCGACUGAAUACGCAGUUCAGAAACUGCAGGCUGUUUGGCAUCGAUGA